Messenger RNA from Ziziphus jujuba (common jujube), 2014 nucleotides. RefSeq lists its product as uncharacterized. Lineage: Eukaryota; Viridiplantae; Streptophyta; Magnoliopsida; Rosales; Rhamnaceae. Bases 136 to 1701 code for a protein of 521 amino acids. The transcript is spliced from 7 exons. The record is from RefSeq and is a predicted model, not a curated record. Gene Ontology annotation, molecular function: protein binding.
UUUGGGUUUUAAUGGCUGCAUAAAAGAAUAUGAAGGAGCGGUCAUAACCAAAGACCAGGAGCAGAGGUAGAAGAAGAAGUGAAUGAGAAGAAGGGAGUCUCAGCAGCAACAACACAGAGAAAGAAGAAGAAGAAGAUGGUUGAAGAGAACGGAGAAGAAACCAACAGCAGGGAAGAACAAGAGGAGGCUUUGGUGGCUCUCAUAGAACAUCGUACCCGCGAAGUCCAACAUCUCAACAACCGCAUCUCCUAUUACCAAUCUCAGCUUAAGGAAGCAGAGAAGAGACUGAAUGAUUCACAAUCUAAGUUGGCUCGUCUUCGAGGGCAGAAGAAUGCAGUGCCAUAUAAAAAUAAAAUGGAUAAUGGAUCUAAAAGUGUCAAGGUGGAACGCAGAUCAACUAGUCCUAUCCAUAAAAAUGAAGGCUCUACAAGUAAAGCACAGUCUAAACCAGAACUUGUAAUUCCUGCUGUCACUCCAAAAAUUUCCCAACCUAUGAAAUGGGCAGGCUCUGGUUCCCAGGCUGGUCCUUUGGUUCCUAGCCACUCUAAUAGUUCUAUGAAAGCAAAAGGAGAAUUACCAUCUAGAACCAUUUCUGAGCGGGAAGUUGUGGAAAGUCAAGAUAAAGGGACAAAAAGAAAGUUUGAACAGAAAGAGCACAAGGAAUUAGUACCAUUGGUACGUAGUAGCGUUGCACCAUGCCUGAUCCGGUGCCAAACUAGCAAUCACAUAUCAAGUCAGCACAAGAGAAAGUUAAGAAGUCUUGCUUUGUGUCCAGUUAAUGAUCAGCUUUUCAUCACCAGUGCAUUGGAUGGAUUCAUCAACUUGUGGCAAGUUCAGUCCCGGGGGUCAGGUGCUUCUCUACUUAGUUCUACCGAUUGCGUGUCUCCAAAACAAAGGAGAUGGCCAGAGGAUAUAGCCUGGCAUCCGGACGGAAACAGUCUAUUUUCUGCUUACAGUGCUGAUAGUGGAGACUCUCAGAUAUCAGUAUUAAAUCUAAACAAAACACAAGGGAGAGGUCGUGUUACUUUCUUAGAAGAUAAACCUCAUGCGAAAGGUAUUAUCAACAGCAUUAUUUUCAUGCCCUGGGAAGAUGUAUGUUUCAUCACAGGUGGGAGUGAUCAUGCUGUUGUACUUUGGAAUGAGAAAGGCGCAGACAAUGUAUGGAAACCUAAGACAUUGCACAGAAAUAUGCAUUCUUCUGCUGUCAUGGGAGUUGCUGGAAUGCAACAAAAGCAGAUUGUAUUAUCUGCAGGGGCAGACAGGAGAAUAAUUGGCUUUGAUGUUAAUGUUGGAAGAGCAGAUUUCAAGCAUCAAAUAGAAAGUAAAUGCAUGAGUAUAAUACCAAAUCCAUGCGACUUCAAUCUAUUCAUGGUUCAAGCAGGGACUCCAGGGAGGCAGCUCCGACUGUUUGAUAUCAGACUCAGACAAACAGAAAUACAUGCUUUCGGGUGGAAGCAAGAAAGCAGUGAGUCUCAGUCGGCUCUGAUUAAUCAGGCUUGGUCUCCUGAUGGUUUAUACAUCACAUCGGGUUCUGCAGACCCCACCAUUCACAUUUUCGACAUCAGGUAUAAUUCUCACAAGCCUUCCCAAUCCAUCAAAGCUCAUCAGAAACGUGUCUUCAAAGCUGUAUGGCUUCACUCUGUUCCACUUCUCGUUUCCAUAUCUUCUGAUCUGAACAUCGGAUUGCACAAAACCACAUAAAGUUUCACCUAGGAGCUUUUUUUUGGUCUUGUUCGUCUACAGCAUGGGUGUUGAAGUCAUUUUUGUUGUUCUUAGGAGGAACAUAUUUUAGGGCAGUUUUGACACAAAUAUUCAUGAAAUUUGUAUUUAGAUAUUGGCGAAAUGAAUGUAACUUCUUGGGAAAUGAAGGAAACAAUGUAAACUGAAACCAAAGCAAGAUAUGGAGUUAGGAUUUAUCUUGAAAGUUGUAUGAUCCUGGUUUUAUGACAUACGUUGAUGAAUUUUUCUUUGAAAUUUUUUUGAAUAUGAGAAGAGCAAGAGAUGCAUUUCUGUU